AUGGCGCCCCUGCUGGUGGUCGGCAUGACGUCGCUGCCCUCCAGGCUGCCAGGCGUGUGCCCUGCACUGCAGUCCAUCGUCGCGCAGUCUCAGCGGCCGGAUCGCCUGAUCCUCUCCUUGCCACGGACCUCCGCGCGGGAAGGCCGAGCCUACGAGCUGCCACAGAACUUGCUCCAGAUGUUGUCGCAGCACUCCUGGAUGCAGGUGCACUGGGUGGAGGAGGAUAGUGGCCCUGGCACCAAGCUGCUGGGGGUGCUGGACUGGUUCGACAAGUACGUGGGCACGCCGAUGGAUGGCGAUAUGCUGAUGCUUUUGGACGACGACCAUGCCUACUUGCCGGACGCCAUAGGCAAUCUCUGGCAGAAACAGAGGGGUCUCGGCUGCGGCUUUGUGAGCUCCUUCUUCGCCUACUUCUUCCGUGGGCUUAUGGUUCCGCAGGGCGCGGACAUCGUGGCACUGCAGUUGGAGCCUUCCACCGUGCAGAAGGUGCAGAACUUCUACCGGUGCUUCGUCAAGGGGGAUCAAGCCUGCUUCCUGGUGGACGACCUGUGGACCGCCAUGUUCUACUUUGUCUGCGGGAGACAAGUCCGCUCCUUCCGAGACGAUGUGACGAGCAGGGGCUUGGAGACCAUCUACAGCCCGACGGCCAAUGCGUCAGUGGAAGCCUUGAUGGACCUGGAGGGCGGCGCCCGCCGGGACCGCGCCAUGCUCGGGGCGUUUCAGGGCCCGGAUGCCCAGCAGCGGGGAAGCGGGUCGCGGGUCGCGGGGACGGGGGAGGCGAUGAGUGGUGUGCUGGGCGCGCUGGGCGUGGCCAUGGGCGCCUUCGGAGCGCACGGGCUGAAGAACUACACCAGCGACCCACAGCUGUUGGAGAGCUGGAAGACGGCGGCCAACUAUCAGAUGCUGCAUGCCGUCAUGGUGGCCGUGUCCUCCUUCCUGGUGAAGGGCCCCGCUCCAAAGCUCUUCUCCCUAGGCUGCGUCUUCUUUAGCGGCUCCAUCUACGGCCUGGUACUGCUGCCCAAGGGCCACGGUUUGAGGAAGCUGCUGGGGCCCAUCACCCCCAUCGGAGGUCUGCUCUUCAUCGCCGGCUGGCUGAGCAUGACCUUGAACUCGAAGCGAAAGGAGUGA
Molecule: messenger RNA, 1128 nt
Organism: Effrenium voratum
Lineage: Eukaryota; Dinophyceae; Suessiales; Symbiodiniaceae
Source: the annotation of a GenBank genome assembly